Molecule: messenger RNA, 921 nt
Organism: Prorocentrum cordatum
Lineage: Eukaryota; Dinophyceae; Prorocentrales; Prorocentraceae
Source: the annotation of a GenBank genome assembly
AUGGCCCACAUGGGCGCGGCUGGGGCACCCUUGCGACCGCCCGCACCGGCCUUGGUGGCGGUGGACGGCAACGGGACGCUCUUGGGCGCGGACGGCAGCAGCAAGGCGCUGGCGACCCUGGAGAAGGCUGGCAUGCAGAGGUAUGCUGGCGGCGCCUACGAGGGGGAUGACGCGAGGCUUGUGAUCACCGAGAACGGCGCGCGGGCCAUUCAGGUGGAGGGCGGGCGCGCGCUGUACGAGCUGUGGCUUGACGGGCCAGAAUACGGCGCUGCAAUACGAGGCAUACGGCAGGGAUCGCAGAGCAGGUGCUUCUUUGCGCAGUUGACCAAAGGCGGCGGUCUCAUCGAGGAAGGUCAUCCUUGGUUGCAGUGCGAAGAACUGGCGUUGGAGGCAAGGCGCUUCUUUGCAUCGGCCGUGGCCGACAUCGCAGAGGAGCUGCAUGAGGGCGUGAAGUGCGCCAAGUGCUAUGUCACAGUGCCAAGCUCAGAGGAUUUCGACGCCACAAUGGCAGAGCUGAAGGCCUCGGCAGGCACUGGCUGGGAGGUGCGCCCGAUCAAGCAGUUGCUGCCAGGUAUCACCAAGACUUGCGAGUUGCAGAGCGACCGCGUCAACAAGGCGGACGGUCUGGCGGGCCUCUGCCAGGCGAUAGGGGUGCAGAUGCAGAGCGUGUGGGCUUUCGGAGACGACCUGAACGACCUCCGGAUGCUGCAGGAGGUGGGGUGGGGCGUCCGCAUUCGGGAGAAGGAACGCUCAGCGUGCAGGAAUGGUUUCCUGGAGGAAGGGUGUGCUGGAGGCACUUGGCCAUGCUUGACCGUCAUGAGGCCCGUCCCCAUGGCCUCAGGACGGCCAAGAACGACGCGAGGUGCAAAGUGGCCACGGGGAGAGGCCUCGGGGUGCAGGACCCGCUUUGGAAGGACCUGA